Messenger RNA from Mytilus trossulus (common blue mussel), 5152 nucleotides. Its product is annotated as IQ domain-containing protein E-like. The transcript has 22 exons. Bases 234 to 2372 code for a protein of 712 amino acids. The record is from RefSeq and is a predicted model, not a curated record. NCBI's taxonomy places the organism in Eukaryota, Metazoa, Mollusca, Bivalvia, Mytilida, Mytilidae.
UAAAAGCUUUCAUGGAUGCAAUGUUUACAAAUUUUUAAAAGUUCUUAAUAUUUUGUGAUAUAAAGAAGAUAUUAUUGAGAAUAAGUGGAAAACACUAUUAUUAAAGAAAUUUGCAGUCACUUGACUUUCAGAAAAAUGUACAUGUAAUACCCGAAACAGACACCUGUCUUCGCCCGACAACAACAAAGUGGUCGUCAAGCCGGGUUUUGCUGCAAAAAAACACUUUAUAAAAAAUGAAAACUACUGAAAUGCCAAAAAGUCGAGUUUAUCAACUAGAUGAGUACGAAUCAGGAUCAGACAUAGAUAACACUGAAACAUUGCUCUCCAAACAUUUCUCACAGCCUUCAACAAAGAAGAAAAAGGGUUCAAACAAAAAGUCUGGAAAACAAAAAGAAACCCCAAGAAAAAGAGCACAGAGUGCCCCACCAGCAAAGGUUGGUCGUGAUCUGUGGAUGAAUGCAGUAAAGAAAAGACAAACACAGAACCUGACAAGGAGUAGACCAGAGAGUCCACGUCACAAAACAUCCACAGAGUAUUGGGUUGAUACUCUAAGGAAAACAGGAAUUGGAAGGAGUACAGAAAGUACUGGUAUGAACACAUUUUCUGGGAAACGACCCCGUGAACAAGACAUGGCAUAUCUCAGUACAUCAGCAUAUAUGAGGCAGAUGAUGGGAGCAGAAAAACCACAGAAAUAUGGGGAUCCAACAACAAAACCUCCCAUUGGAGCACCAGCAUAUAAAACACCAGAAGAAUAUUAUGACCAGGUGCUUGAGCUAAAAAAGAUUAUCCAAGGUCUUAAUCAAGAAAAGAAUGAACUAAAGUCAAAGGUCAGAAGAACAGAGGAAGAUAACAUUAAAAAGGAAAAAGAAAUAUCAGGUCUUCUUGACCCCAAAAAGAGUGAUGAUGUAAGGAGAACCUUAGGUACAAAACAACAAGAUUCAGCGUCAGUCAUUCACAGCUUAAAACAGAAAAUUCUUAAAUUAGAAGUUCAAAACAGAGAUAGAGAAUCUGCUUAUGUAAAAUUACAAACAGACCUUAAAACAACAAAAAUAGAUGAACUUAAACAGCAAUUAGAAGUUUGUUUUCAAGAAAUUGUAAGACUACAGAACUCAAAAGGAACAGGUCAGGGGUCAGGACCUGUGAAACCAGGAACUGACAAGAGAGUAAAAGCCUUAAAUGAAGCAAUUCUUAGAUUGAGCAAAGAAAAUGAGCAGCUGAAGUCAGAGAGUCAUGGAUUGAAAGAGGAUCUUAAUAGACAAAUAGAUGACAAAGAUAUAGCUGGUGAAUAUGAGGACAUGAACAGAAAGCAGCUAAUAGCAGCUAUUAAAAAGAUCGAGAAGCAAAAGCCCAAGACAGAAAAAACUUACAAAGCUGAUAAGCAAGGUAAAAUAGCUUUACAAGGUAGCAUGGAGGAGAGAUUAGACCAAUUAGACAAACGAGAGACAGAACUCAUGGAUAAAGUAGAGACUCAGGGCAGACAAAUUACAAAAUUACAACAUGAAAAAGAAUCACUGUACAGAAAACUGGAUGAUAAAGAAAAAAUAAUUGUUGAAUUGGAAGAACAGACAGGAAGAAGAACAAGCAGAUCACCUACUACGCCAGGCAGACCCCCAUCAGGUAGACGGGACAGACCAUCGAGUGCUAGGAGUGAUGGGAGUGGGGAAUACAAUGUACGGGGAGAGAGACCGUCUAGUGUACGAGGUGAAAGACCAUCAAGUGUUCGCAGCGUCAGGGCUGAAAGUCGACCUCAUAGUGGCAGAAGUGAUAGGUCAUCUAGAGAAAGGGAGGAAAAAGUUGAAAGAUUACGACAACAACAUGCAGCAAAGAAAAUACAAAGAGGAUGGAGAACUAAGAAAGGCGAGGAUGAGAAGGAAAGAGAUGUCAAAGUUCAAAAGUUCAAGGAAAACAGAGCAGCCAAGAAAAUACAGAAUGAAUGGACGGGUUACAAACAUCGUAAAUAUGAAGCUGAUUAUGAUGAGGCAGCAGACACUAUAACAGCAGCACUGAAGGGUCAUCAGUCACGACAACAAAGAAUACAUAAGUUCCAAUAUUACGAUGAGAGUGAGACUGAGGACGAAUCAUUAACAGAUGCUACAGAACUGAUUUAUUCAAGUUUAAAAGGUCACAAUAACAGAAAAGAUAAAAUGAAAAGAAUGAGACGUGUAUCAGAUGAAGAUGAAGAUUUCUCUAGCAGCAGACGGGCAUCAAAAACAUCACAUUCAAGACAACAUACUCCUCCUAAUAGAAUGAGACCAGGCUCAGCACAUUCAAGAGCAAGCAACUCCUCACAGAGAAGUGCCAACAGACAUACAGGAAAAACAAAUUACAGAAUGGCUUCUGAUUAUGAUGAUGAUGAUGACAUUGAAAUGUAACAGGAAGUAGAAUUAAUGACUGUGGAAUAAGUGUAGAGUAUAUAAAUGGCAUCUGUGUCACUGGAAUACUGCCAUUCAGGGGACUCAAGAAAUGUUAAUGAUGUUUUUAUUGAAAUCCACCCGUCCAACAUUUUAUAUAAAAUAUAACAACUGUACAAAAAGAUAAAGUAACUUUUUUUUAAAAAACUUAUCCAUUUAUUUAUGUUUUUUUCCCAAUUUACAUAAAAAUGUACAAUGUUAUGGUAGCUAGAUUUCAGAGGAAUUAUGUAGAGGAUUGUUAGUGAUUUUGCCAAACUUAUAAAGCUUUGCUCAAGCAGAGUGUAUUUGCAUAGUUAUUUUAUGUCUUUUCAUUAAUACUUAAAUUUUUCCUGGUUCUUAUCUUUAAUUGAAGCACAUUUAAACGCAAUGCCAGUUUUCAAGUAUAAAGCAGGAUUAUUGAUCAUGUGUUUAAUAAUCUAAAUUUGACAGCUUUAGAUUCAUGCCAAGUGCUUCAAUAUAAAUUAGUUACAGCAUUUUUAAUGAAAGAUUUGUAAGCAAUACCUAAUUGAUAAUCAUUCUUAAUGCAGUUUUUUUGUAAGAUGCACCCAAAUGAAACCAAAGAAGAUUGUUUGGCCAUUUUGUAUUUAUCUUUAGAAUAAAACCUUGAUUGAAACUGGCAAUAUCAAAUUUUGAGCUGUGUAAUUCUAUGGUAACUGCAGAAGUAUAAUUUUCCAAAGAAUAAGAAUAGCAACAUAAAUUAUCUAGUUGUCAUUGAUAUGCUGUCAAAACUGAACAAUGCAAUUAAUUUUGAAAAAAGUAUGUUGUUUUAAAUUUUAAAUAAGAGUUCUUAUCAUUUUGUUGAACACAUUCCAAAACAUUUCUUAGAUAAAAAAGUUAUCUGGGUGAAAAAAUAUAAAGAACUGACAUUUUGGAUUUUUUAGAGUGUUUAAGAGAUUAAUUGGAGACUUUGAAACAUUUAACAGAUCUAAGGCAUGUCAGAGUUUUAAUAAUCUGUUAGUUGAUAUUAUGUACAUUAAGGAGGCUCGUGGGUACUAAAAAAAUCAGCAAAUAUUUAAACAUUUAUUUUACAUAACAAAUUUUAUUCAUUACAUUAUUAGUUGUUACAUUAUGAUAUGGUUCAAAAAUCAACCCAAAAAAUCAAGGCGUUUUAGCCCAAAAUGAUUUUUAAAAUUUUGAUAUCAUUGAAAAAGCUCCAAAUUAUCUCCCUUUGGUGAAAAAAUGACAUUUUUUGGCAUUCAAAUUGAAAUAUCUUUUUAAACUCAUCGGUGACCUAUAUUUUUUAUUAUUUUUUUCAAAUAAGCUGCACUUAAACUAAACAAUUGUAAAAUUUAAGCAAUUUCUUAUAUUAGGUUCUUUUUUUAUUUCGAUUUUACCUUUUUUUCUCCUAUUAGUUCAACAGAAAAUAAGUACCUAAACAAAAAUGCAUGCUUUUUUGGAUGGCAGAUUGUGAGCUUAAAUGAGCGGUGACCCCAUAUUUUUAUUUUGUUUUUCUAUUAGGUAUAGGAUAAAGUUUAUUUAGAGAAAAAUGUAGCGAAAUCCUAUAUUAGAAAAAAAAAUUGGUUUAUACCCAGGAGCCCCCUUAAGAAGUUUAGUGCUAGCUAGUCUAUGUUUAGAUAUUGCAAUCCAGGAAAAAAUCUUUGCUCACAUAUGUUUGUGUUGUCAUUCCUUCAUGUUAAUUUGUAUAUAUAGUUGUUUAAUGCUUUUGUUAUAAGGAAAUAAAUUUGAUUAUGAACUGGAUGCCUAAAAAUCUUUUCAUACUUUUUGUGUUUUGAAAGGGUAGCGGAAUUAAACUAGAUAUUAUCUGUGAUAUUCAAUGUUUCUUGUAUGUUUUAUUUAUUUGUUUCUUGUUUUUAUAAUGUUUCUCAUGACAAAAUAUUUUGUACUAACUAAAAACGUUCUUAUUGUUCUAAUCAAGGAAAAAAUCAAAUCUUUUGAAGUCUUGGUUGCUGCAAUAUUUCAUUUUGUAUGUUAUUAUAUCUUUAUGUUUUAUUUCUUGUCUAAUGAUAGGAGAAUUAAGUAGGAAUACUUUUGAUAUAAGUUAUUAUAAGAAAAGGACAAAGAAAAUUGUCUCAAAGGAUUUUGUAGUUGCCUCAUGUUAGAGAUGUUAUGUUUCUGUGUGUGUCUUGUAAGAUCCACAUAUUUAGUUUCAUUGGGUUGUUGUCUCAUCGAUGUGUACCCCUUAUAUCUUUUAUAUAUAGGAUAAAAGAAUUUAAGAAAUUGUGAUACAUUUUUCUCAAGUUAGACCAUACAUUAAUUAUAAAAUUCAUCCAAAUUCAUGUCAUUUAAGGACAUUGUGAUAAAUAUCUUGUUUUAAUAGUGUAAAUAAAGACUGACUUUAUUUAUAAUAUGUCAAAACUAUCUUUAACAUGUUAAAUGUGUAUUACUUUAAGCAGAAGUCUUUACAUAUUGGCUCUGAUAGAUAAUAUUGCAUGCUGAAAAGUAAAAUAAAGCAACUAUGAAUCAUCACUUAAUUGACUAACUUAGAUCUGAAAAAUACAAAAAGAAAGUAAGAAAAUAGGGAAAAGAAUUGUAUUUCUUGCUCUCCCUUUACCUACUGGUAAAUUUAGGAUCUAAAAUUUAUUUAAAAUAUUUUUUUUGUAAUAAUCUACAAAUCAAUUUGAUAAAUUCCACAUUAACAUGAUAAUAUAGAACUAGCUUCAAUAAAUUAUAUAUUACAGGUAGAGGGUGAUUGCCCUCAUGAAAUAUUAGAACUACAUUAUAUUUUCAUACUAGCACACAAAAUAUGUACAAAUCAAAGAGUAUUUCAUUUUAUAUGUAAU